This is a messenger RNA of Sciurus carolinensis (gray squirrel), 3334 nucleotides long. It is a transcript of the gene Musk, whose product is annotated as muscle associated receptor tyrosine kinase. The record is from RefSeq and is a predicted model, not a curated record. Gene Ontology annotation, biological process: positive regulation of kinase activity; protein phosphorylation; cell surface receptor protein tyrosine kinase signaling pathway. Gene Ontology annotation, molecular function: transmembrane receptor protein tyrosine kinase activity; ATP binding; protein binding. Gene Ontology annotation, cellular component: signaling receptor complex. NCBI's taxonomy places the organism in Eukaryota, Metazoa, Chordata, Mammalia, Rodentia, Sciuridae. The coding region runs from base 1 to 2616 and encodes 871 amino acids. The transcript is spliced from 15 exons.
AUGAGAGAGCUCGUCAACAUUCCACUGGUACAAAUUCUCACUCUGGUUGCCUUCAGCGGGACUGAGAAACUUCCAAAAGCUCCUGUCAUCACCACUCCUCUUGAAACUGUGGAUGCAUUAGUUGAAGAAGUGGCUACUUUCAUGUGUGCAGUGGAAUCCUAUCCCCAGCCUGAGAUUUCCUGGACCAGAAAUAAAAUUCUCAUCAAGCUCUUUGACACGCGGUACAGCAUCCGGGAGAACGGGCAGCUGCUCACCAUCCUGAGCGUGGAGGACAGCGAUGACGGCAUCUACUGCUGCGUGGCCAACAACGGCGUGGGAGGCGCCGCCGAGAGCUGCGGAGCGCUGCAAGUGAAGAUGAAACCCAAAAUAACUCGUCCUCCCAUAAAUGUAAAAAUAAUAGAGGGAUUAAAAGCAGUUCUACCAUGUACUACAAUGGGCAAUCCCAAGCCAUCUGUGUCCUGGAUCAAGGGGGACAGUGCUCUCAGGGAAAACUCGCGUGUGGCAGUUCUUGAAUCUGGGAGUUUAAGGAUUCAUAAUGUGCAGAAGGAAGACGCAGGACAGUAUCGAUGUGUGGCAAAAAACAGCCUCGGGACCGCAUAUUCCAAACUGGUGAAGCUGGAAGUUGAGGAAGAAAGCGAACCUGACCAGGAUACUAAAGUUUUUGCCAGAAUCCUGCGGGCUCCUGAAUCCCACAAUGUCACCUUUGGCUCCUUUGUGACCCUGCGCUGUACAGCAACAGGCAUCCCUGUCCCCACUAUCAGCUGGAUUGAAAAUGGAAAUGCUGUUUCUUCUGGGUCCAUUCAAGAGAGUGUGAAAGACCGAGUGAUUGACUCGCGGCUGCAGCUGUUUAUCACCAAGCCAGGUCUCUACACAUGCAUAGCCACCAAUAAGCAUGGAGAGAAAUUCAGUACUGCCAAGGCUGCUGCUACCAUCAGUAUAGCAGAAUGGAGUAAACCACAGAAAGAUAACAAAGGCUACUGCGCCCAGUACAGAGGGGAGGUGUGCGAUGCGGUCCUGGCAAAAGAUGCUCUUGUUUUCUUCAACACCUCCUACGCUGACCCCGAGGAGGCCCAAGAGCUACUGGUUCACACAGCCUGGAAUGAACUGAAUGCAAUGGGCCCGCUCUGCCGGCCGGCUGCCGAGGCUCUGCUCUGCAGCCACAUCUUCCCGGAGUGCAGCCCCGGGGGAGUGCCGGCUCCCACCCCCAUCUGCAGAGAGUACUGCUUGGCAGUAAAGGAGCUCUUCUGUGCAAAAGAAUGGCUGGUGAUGGAAGAAAAGACCCACAGAGGACUCUACAGAUCUGGGAUGCAUCUGCUCUCCAUGCCAGACUGCAGCAAGCUUCCCAGCAUGCACUGGGACCCCACGGCCUGUACCAGACUGCCGUAUUUAGCAUUCCCACCAAUGACGUCCUCAAAGCCGAGUGUGGACAUUCCCAAUUUGCCUUCUUCCUCAUCUUCUUCCUUCUCUGUCUCACCUACGUACUCCAUGACUGUAAUAAUCUCCAUCAUGUCCAGUUUUGCAGUAUUUGUGCUUCUUACCAUAACUACUCUUUAUUGCUGCCGAAGAAGAAAAGAAUGGAAAAAUAAGAAAAGAGAAGCGGCAGCAGUAACCCUUACCACACUGCCUUCUGAACUCCUGCUAGACAGGCUGCAUCCCAACCCCAUGUACCAGAGGAUGCCACUCCUUCUGAAUCCCAAGUUGCUCAACCUGGAGUAUCCAAGAAAUAACAUUGAAUAUGUGAGGGAUAUCGGAGAGGGAGCAUUUGGAAGGGUCUUUCAAGCCAGGGCUCCUGGCUUACUUCCCUACGAACCUUUCACUAUGGUGGCAGUAAAGAUGCUCAAGGAAGAAGCCUCAGCAGAUAUGCAGGCGGACUUUCAGAGGGAGGCAGCCCUCAUGGCAGAGUUUGACAACCCCAGCAUUGUGAAGCUCUUAGGCGUGUGUGCUAUUGGGAAGCCCAUGUGCUUGCUCUUUGAAUACAUGGCCUACGGUGACCUCAACGAGUUCCUCCGCAGCAUGUCCCCUCAUACUGUCUGCAGCCUCAGUCACAGCGACUUGUCCACAAGGGCUCAGGUCUCCAGCCCAGGACCCCCACCACUCUCCUGUGCCGAGCAACUUUGCAUUGCCCGGCAGGUGGCAGCUGGCAUGGCCUACCUCUCCGAGCGCAAGUUUGUCCACCGGGAUUUAGCCACCAGGAACUGCCUGGUAGGUGAGAACAUGGUGGUGAAAAUAGCCGAUUUUGGCCUCUCCAGGAACAUCUACUCAGCAGACUACUACAAAGCAAAUGAAAACGAUGCUAUCCCUAUCCGCUGGAUGCCACCAGAGUCCAUUUUCUACAACCGCUAUACCACGGAGUCUGAUGUGUGGGCCUAUGGUGUGGUCCUCUGGGAGAUCUUCUCCUACGGCCUGCAGCCCUACUAUGGGAUGGCCCACGAGGAGGUCAUUUACUAUGUGCGUGAUGGCAACAUCCUCUCCUGCCCUGAGAACUGCCCCCUGGAGCUGUACAAUCUAAUGCGUCUGUGUUGGAGCAAGUUGCCAGCAGACAGGCCCAGUUUCUCCAGUAUCCACCGAAUUCUGGAACGCAUGUGUGAGAGGGCAGAGGGGACAGUGGGAGUGUAAGGUUGAAGCUUUCAGAUGAAAUGCUGCAGUCUUCCCUCAGACUCAGUGAGCUAGAGGAAUUCUACACCAGAGGCCCACCAGACCAGACAGGAAAGAGUAAUAGACAUCAGUUGCCUCUUGUUUCCUGGGUGGUGGGGGGGACAGUACAGAACACAUAAGUGGACAGGAACCACUGGAAUUGAUGAUUGGAAACAUAGGCUAGGAAAUGUGUCAGAUAACAGGAGAGAGAUCCUCUUUCUCCCAGGAAAAAUUUAUAACAUACUGUGCAAGAGAGUGUGUCAUCAGGUUCAGUUCCUGAGUUAGGUGGCAGCAGAGGAAGACUAUUGUAUUAAAUGUUAAUAGGAAGUGGGAUUCAGAGCUUCAUUUUUGAUAGAAUUAAUUCCUGUCCAUUGUAAAAGUAGCGGUGUUUUCACAUAAUACAUUAGGUCAAGUUCAGAAAUUGACAAAGCAGGAGAAACCAUUCUUUUUACCACCGAAGAUGGGUUUUAGAAUUUUGUUAGAUUUCUUUCUUGCGCUUAAUGCAUAGUUUAUAUAUUUGUCUGUAUUCUAGGGUUGUGCUCAUCCUUUAUUGUCAGAGAGUUUCUAAGGAAUAAAAUGACAAAUCAGCAAGCUCUCUUCUUACUGUCAUUCUUAGUUCCUUUUUCUGUCUUUGCUCCUCCAGGGCUAAGUUUUUGCUCAGUGUGCGCUUGUCGUGAAUAUAAUCUGCUUAUUUUAUUUC